AUGCAUGAAAGUAUAGAUGACAUAUGUAAAGCUAUUGAUGAAAAUUUAUUGCGUAAUUUGGAGUUAAUGCAAGAAAAAAUUGAUGUCAAUGUACAAAUGGAAAAAAUAUUACGUGAUGGUUACAUUGAAUUAGCUAAGGCUAAGUACAUACGAGGCAAGGAAAGCAUAAGUGUUUUACAGGUUCCUAUUGAAGAUGAAAGAGUAGUCACACUCUUCGAAUUAGAGACAAAAUUAACUGAGGAAACUGGUAAAAUAGUCCCAAAUUUUGACAUAAGCUUGAAGAAGUCAGAUAAUAGAGAUGAGAUUCAAGAUCCUAUAAAAUGGUUUGGAGUAUUGGUUCCACAGAGUUUAAGAAUUGCACAAAAACGUUUUCAAGAAUCUCUUUAUCUUGUUGUGAGAGCAGCAAAUAUACAAGCAGAAAUUACUUCUGUAGUAGAUAAAUUACAAUCUUUAUACUUUUUAAAACACACUUCUUGCUCAACAAAUGACCCUAAAAAUUCUGAUUCUAGCAGCCCAGCACGCUCUGAUAGACAUACAGAGGCAAUGACAUCUCCUGCACCUGACAUAGAUGAACCAUUUGAGGAUGAAGCUGAUUUACUUGGUAAUGAUAAUGAUGUUAAUCAGGAAGAAGAAGAAGAAGAAGGAGAAGAAUUAUUUGGAGACAAUAUGGAAGCUGAUUAUCGUCCUAUGCCAGCAUUAGAUAGGUAUGAUCCAGAUGUAGUGGAUGAUGAAGAAUAUUCAGAAAUGUCUCAAGGAGAACGUGUAGCUGCUGAAACUGCUAUGCUUAAAAGAGACAGAGCAGCAGGAAUUAUUAGAGAUGAUAGAUAUUUACUCUAUGAUGAUUGAAUCAAUUGAGAAUUUAGAAGAUACAAAAGGUCAUUCAAUCAAAGAGUGGGUAUCUAUGUUAGGGCCAAAAACUGAAAUUUCCAAUCGUUUUAAAAGUUUUCUUCGUACACAUACUAAUUCAAAAGGACAAUAUAUGUAUAAAGAACGAAUUCGUCAUAUGUGUGAGAGUAACCAAUCUAGCUUUGUUGUGGAAUUUCCUAUUCUUGCUAGUAAAGAACAUGUUUUGGCUUAUUUCCUACCAGAAGCACCAUUUCAAAUGUUAGAAAUAUUUGAUGAAGUUGCAAAAGAAUUAGUAUUAAAUAUAUUUCCCAGCUAUGAAAGAGUUACUGGUGAAAUUCAUGUCAGAAUAUCAGAGCUACCAUUAAUAGAAGAAAUUCGCACGUUUAGGAAGUUACAUUUGAAUCAACUAGUACGUACUCUAGGAGUUGUCACUGCAACUACAGGAGUACUUCCACAAUUAUCUGUUGUAAAAUAUGAUUGUACAAAAUGUGGAUAUGUACUUGGUCCUUUUGUACAAAAUCAAAAUACCGAAGUUAAGCCGGGCUCAUGUCCUGAAUGUCAAAGCAUUGGACCUUUUAUGAUUAACAUGGAACAAACAAUAUACAGAAAUUACCAAAAAAUUACAAUUCAAGAAUCACCAGGUAAAAUUCCUGCAGGAAGAAUACCUAGAAGCAAAGAAUGUAUUCUUCUAUCAGAUCUCUGUGAUCGUUGUAAACCUGGAGAUGAAGUAGACGUUACUGCUAUUUAUACAAAUAAUUACGAUGGUUCUUUGAACACAGAGCAGGGUUUUCCUGUAUUUGCAACGGUUCUUCUUGCUAAUCAUUUAAUAGUGAAAGAUUCAAAGGAAAUUGUAGAAUCUUUAACUGAAGAAGAUAUUUCUUCUAUUAUUAGUUUAAGUAAAGAUCAUCAAAUUAUGGAUCGCAUUGUUGCAAGUAUUGCGCCUUCAAUUUAUAGCCAUGAAUACAUAAAAAGAGCUUUAGCUUUAGCGAUUUUUGGAGGAGAAUCAAAAAAUCCUGGUAACAAACAUAAAGUAAGAGGAGACAUUAAUGUAUUAUUAUGUGGAGAUCCAGGCACAGCUAAAUCUCAAUUCUUAAAAUAUAUUGAAAAAAUUGCACCAAGAUCAGUAUUUGCAACAGGUCAAGGAGCUUCAGCUGUGGGAUUGACUGCUUUUGUGCGAAGGUCACCAACUACACGAGAGUGGACAUUAGAAGCUGGUGCUUUGGUUCUUGCUGACCAAGGAAUUUGUCUUAUUGACGAAUUCGAUAAGAUGAAUGAUCAAGAUAGAACAUCUAUUCACGAAGCUAUGGAACAACAAAGUAUUUCUAUUUCAAAAGUGGGAAUAGUCACAUCACUUAAUGCUAGGUGUUCAGUAAUAGCUGCAUCCAAUCCCAUUGGAGGCAGAUAUGAUGCUAGUAUGACAUUUUCAGAAAACGUAGAUUUAUCAGAACCAAUUCUGUCUCGUUUUGAUAUUCUUUGUGUAGUAAAAGAUGAAAUAGAUCCUAUGCAAGACCGACAUUUGGCUAAAUUUGUUGUAAAUUCUCAUAUCAAACAUCAUCCAUCAAAUACAGGAAAAGUAACAUCAGUACAAGAAAAUACAAAUGAUAUAUCUAUUCCACAAGAUCUUUUAAAAAAAUAUAUAGUUUACGCGCGACAAAAUAUUCAUCCUAAGUUAACAAACAUUGAUCAAGAUAAAGUAGCAAAAUUAUACAGUCAAUUAAGACAAGAGAGUUUGGCUACUGGAAGUUUACCAAUUACUGUACGACAUAUAGAAAGCAUUAUACGUAUGGCUGAAGCAAGCGCUAAAAUACAUUUACGUGAUCAUGUUCAAGAAGGUGAUAUUAAUCUUGCCAUCAGAAUGAUGCUUGAUAGUUUUGUUGAUACACAGAAAUAUUCAGUAAUGAAAAGUAUGCGCCAGACAUUCCAGAAAUAUCUAUCAUAUAAAAAAGAUCACAGUGAACUUCUAUAUUAUAUACUUAGACAACUUACAUUAGAUACUUUAGCAUUUCAAAAAGCAAUACGUGGAAGUCGUAUUACAACGAUUGAAAUUUCAGAAAAAGAUUUAUUGGAUCGAGCUAAACAAAUCGAUAUAUACAAUCUCCAUUCAUUUUAUGAAAGUGACAUUUUCAAAUCAAAUAAUUUCCUUUAUGAUUCAAAGAGAAAAGUAAUAAUACAAACGCUUCCUGAAGGAAUUGAUGACUAAUCAAACACUGAAAUAAUAAGAAUACAAUCGUAAUUUUAUUUACAGCAUAUUAUCAUAUAAACAUAAAUUUUUCACAACGAAUUAUAUUACGAAUAGUUCAAUAAAAAAUUAUUUUUAUCAAUUCCUUAAUAUUUAUAUUUUACGCUUUUGAUUUUGUAACAAAUACUCCUUAAUUUAUGAAAAAGUUAUUAGUACAAAAUUACGAUCUCUUUCACUUAUAAAUACCAGAUAUAACUAGGAGGGUAUAAUAGAAAUAAUAAAAUUCCUAUUAUAAGCCGUGUUAUAUAAAUUAUUUAAAAUAUAUUUAAAAGAUAUGUUACAGAUAAGUACUUUAGUUAUCUUAAUUUUUUACAACAAAAUUAUUAUACAUAUUUUUAUUAAUAUGCAUGAAUCGAUAAAGUAUUUCACAAAUAUUUAAAAAAUGAUUAUGUCAUAAGGUUUUUUUUAUUUUUUAUCUAGAAUUAUUUAGUUAGGAUGUCUUUUUUGAAAAUAGAAAAUUGUUAGAAUGAUUGCUACUUUUACUACUGCUACUACUGCUGCUACUACUGCUACUACUACUGCUACCGCUGCUACUACUAGAAACACUAUCAGUAGAAUCUGAUUCACUGUCUGAAGAUGAGCUACUACUACUGCUAUCAUUACUACUACUGGAACUGCUGCUAUCAGUGCUGGAACUACUAGAUUUUCCUUUCAUUUUUUUUUGUAAACGACUCUUCUUUACUUCUUUCUUCUGUUCUUCACUUUUACAAUAUUACCCAUUAGAUUCUUGUUGCUUUUGCAAAGCUCUCUUCAACUGUGUUGUACGCGAAGAUCUAUGUAAAUAUUUUCGUUUCCCUUUACAUUCAUAACUCCAAUGUCCCAUUUCUAGACAUUUUUGACAUCGUACUUUUUGUGGACAAGAAUUGCUGCUUUUCUUUAAUACUUUUAGCCCGUUUGAACUCAUGUUAUAUUUAUUUUCAUACUUUAUAAUAUUUAAUUCGUUAAUAGUUCAUAUCCGAUCACAAAUAUGAUUUAAAUGUUUGUUUACAUGCGAAAUAGGUUACUUCACUGGACAAGCUUCCAACACGCCAUAAGCGUAAUUGCUUUUGAAGGUACACGAUAGGUUAUUUGAAAAUGCUUUAAUAGAAACCACCAAUCAGACGUUGUAUAUGGUACCAUGGAUUGAAAGGAAAAGAAAA
This is a messenger RNA of Heterotrigona itama, 4224 nucleotides long. Lineage: Eukaryota; Metazoa; Arthropoda; Insecta; Hymenoptera; Apidae. The record is from the annotation of a GenBank genome assembly.